GCCCAAAAGUCCUGUUCUUUUUAUUCUUUUCUUUCUCUUGCAGCAAAUCAGCUCAGAUUAUUUUUGUAUAUUGUACGUCAACGGGGAAGACUUCCUGGAUGCCUGUAAAACGUAGAAAACACUUGACGGUGUGAACAAGGAACCGUCAUGGUAAUAUUCCUGAGCCAAGAUUCCUUCCCCACUUCUUCACCGAGUCUUAAUCAAGCAUGAGAUGCUGAUGUUUACAUCGUCUUUUAGCAUCAGUAUAUAAGCGGCUACAGCUCUUCCUUCUGCAGCAAGAACCUCAUCGGUCAGCCUGGAGAAAAACAUGGCGAGCGAUCUUCGAAUAGAUUCAUCUGAUUUCCGGACGGAGCUUCUGUCUCCUAUCCCAGAUGGGGAAAACAUUGCUGCGUCAAUGGAACCCUCGUGGAGACUUAGUAUGGAUAAGUUUCAGCUGCCUAAGAACCGCGUUGACUCUGGUUUUGGUUUUGGGCAGUUUGUCAGUACCCUUAGGAAACAAAGGAAAAUUGUGAAAUAUUACAAGAAGCAAGAGGAGCUUCUUAAGGGCUACAAUGAAGUUGACAUCUUCACUGAAUUGGGAAAUUUGCCUGGACGUUUAUCUGAGGAUGAAAUGAAGGAGCUUGCAAGGAGUGAAAGGAUGGCAAUUUAUGCAUCAAAUGUAGCAAACAUAGUGCUCUUCUUGGCAAAAGUUUAUGCUUCUGUUGAGAGUAGAUCAAUGGCUGUCAUAGCAUCCACUUUGGACUCCUUUUUGGAUCUUUUAUCAGGAUUCAUUUUGUGGUUCACUGCUUAUGCAAUGAAGGAACCCAAUCAGUACAAGUACCCUAUUGGCAAGAACAGGAUGCAACCUCUGGGAAUUGUUGUCUUUGCAUCAGUAAUGGCAACUCUUGGACUGCAAGUUUUGUUCGAAUCAGGUCGAGAGCUUCUCCUAAAGGCUCAGCCUGAAAAGGAUCCUGAGAAAUUAAAAUGGAUGAUUGGGAUUAUGGUGUCAGUCACAGCAGUAAAACUUGUGCUAACGAUAUACUGUCGCAGAUUCAAAAAUGAAAUUGUCAGGGCCUAUUCUCAAGAUCAUUUUUUCGAUGUCAUUACCAACAGCAUCGGUCUAGCAGCAGCCGUGCUAGCCAUCAAAUUCUACUGGUGGAUCGACCCUGUUGGAGCCAUCUUAAUUGCUUUAUAUACAAUAGGAAACUGGGCAAGGACAGUGAUGGAAAAUGUUUGGUCAUUGAUUGGGAGGACAGCUCCAGCAGAGUACUUGGCAAAACUAACAUAUUUGAUAUGGAAUCACCAUGAGGACAUCAGGCACAUUGAGACAGUGAGAGCUUACACAUUUGGGAGCUAUUAUUUUGUGGAAGUUGACAUAGUUUUACCAGGGGAAAUGUCACUCAAUGAAGCCCACAACAUUGGAGAGACUCUCCAGGAGAAGCUUGAGCAACUGCCUGAAGUGGAGAGAGCUUUUGUUCAUGUUGAUUUUAACACCACUCAUCAACAUGAGCACAAGCAGAAGAAGAAACCUUCAUAAACCCUCCAAGAAAAAAGCUUAUUUGAGUUGAAAUAAUUGUUCAAUCUGAAGUUCUUUAAUUACUACCAUCUCAUUUGAAAACAAAGAAUUAUUGUUUACUCUAAAUUAAGGGCCUGAACUUUUUUUUU
Messenger RNA from Mangifera indica (mango), 1644 nucleotides. RefSeq names its product metal tolerance protein 10-like. The transcript is spliced from 7 exons. Gene Ontology annotation, biological process: transmembrane transport; monoatomic cation transport. Gene Ontology annotation, molecular function: monoatomic cation transmembrane transporter activity. Gene Ontology annotation, cellular component: membrane. Lineage: Eukaryota; Viridiplantae; Streptophyta; Magnoliopsida; Sapindales; Anacardiaceae. The coding region runs from base 308 to 1516 and encodes 402 amino acids. The record is from RefSeq and is a predicted model, not a curated record.